AGGGCCAUCUUUUCUCCUCUCUUUAAAAGACGCGCACCGCUCGGACUAAAAACAAAGCUCUUCCCUUUAAAGUUUAGAGCCUUUUUCUUUUUCUUCUCUCUCUCUCUCUCACUUUCUCUCUUUUCCAAGUUGCCAAUUCGAGGCCAUUUUGCAGGACUGGAACUGAAUAAAGAGGAAUUGACAGAGUGCGACUUGAUUGGCGUGGAUGAAAUGAAAAUCCCACUAACAGAAAGUGAAGCUUAGAGAAAGAGCCAAAAAAGGAAAUCAAAGAAAGAGAAAAAAAAAAAAAAAAAAAAAGUUCAAAUUUUUCUUCUUUUCAUUUCAUUUACUCGGUAGUAAUGAUGGCUAUUGCUCAUGGGAAUUAGCAAAGCAAUUCAUGCCAAUUCUGCAACGAGACAACCAAGAGCACAUAGAGACGACUUGGUUUUGCUGUAAAAAUGGCAGGGCGUUCUCACGUCUCUGCUCUUGAUCACAUGGCUUGCAUGCGGGCUGUUAUGAUUGGAGUUUAGUCUUUUCUAGUUCUAAGAAAACAACACUUCCUGAGAAGAAAACCCUUUAUUGUUUUGCUAUUUUCUUUAAUGUCCACAGUCAUGGAAGCCACGGAGAUUUAGCCCAAACCCAACAAAAAAAAAAUCUUAGAUUCAAAAUACACAAAUCCCUUUUUUCCCCACUCUUGAUUUUAACACCUCACUCAUAACAAUCCAUAGCGAUUUCUGAGUAACAUCCCCUCCUAUAUUUAUUUACGGCCUUGAAGUAUUUUACACCAAGAGUCUAUUAUGCUAAGGAAUAGAUCUAGAGCAGUGACCAGCAAGCAAGCUUUAAUGGCUGAUCACAGCUCUCAACCUUCUCACACCCAAAACUACAACAACAAAAGAACUCCAAUAUCUUUCUUUGUUUCCCCAAGGUUCAAGGCUUUUACCAAAAAGGGUUUCUCUGAGAAUGAUGAUUUAGUGAGCCCAACUUCAGUUCUAGACACCAAGACUUUCUUUUCUCUCACAAGCCCAUUUUCACACACAAAGAAACAAGCCAUGUCCCCCAAAGUUUUCCCGGGAAACAAACGCCCUUGGGACAAAUCCCCAGGGAGUACCAAAGGCAUAGGUCUUGUUCUAAUUGACCCAUUUGAUGAUCAGAAAAAUAACAUUAAUGGAAAGAAAUUUUCCAAGCCUUGUAACAGGAAAGUUGUGUUGGGAAAUAAGCUGAGAGUUCAAAUCCCAACUUUGUCAAGCGAUCAAUAUGACCAUGAUCAGUCUCCAAAAUCCCCAGCUGAGUUCGGAAUCAAGACAAGGAAUUCCCACAUAUCCGCAUGCGGGUCAGCCAAUUCCUGUGGCCAAACAAAGGAUAUUUCUCCAAGAUCAAUCACGGGGUGGAUUUCUGUCAGCGACGUUGAGCAUUCCGAGGACUACACUUGCGUCAUCUCUCACGGACCAGUUCCAAGGACAACUCACAUAUUUGACAAUUGCAUUGUGGAGAGUUACUGUUGUUUAUCCGAUGAUCAUGAUCAUAAUAGUGUUUAUAUUAACAAACCCAAAUCUUGCUCCAAGAAUUUCCUCAGCUUCUGUCACACUUGCAACAAGAAUCUUGAGCAGAAGAUUGAUAUUUACAUUUACAGAGGUGAGAAGGCGUUUUGUAGCCGUGAAUGUCGUUACCAAGAAAUGCUCUUGGAUGAGGUGGGAAAUGCAGAGUUCUGAAGAGUACUAUAAUACACCAUGGUGCUUCAAAUUCUUGCUCAAUGAGAUCACUUCAUGAUGAUAAUUGAUUUUAGGGAAUAAAAGCUGUUUAGAUUAGUAUUUUUUAUCUUUUUUUUUUUGUUGUCGUCCCUUUUUUGAAAAGUUUUGCUCUAGCUCGUCUUUUGCCUCUUAGCUAGUUAUGAUUAGUUACCCUCUCCACUUGCAGAUAGAGAUAAAGAGAGGAUGAGAUGCUGUAGAGUUUGUUUUGUUUUGUUUGUUCAAAGUUAAAUAACUUGAUUUCUUCUGGA
Molecule: messenger RNA, 1975 nt
Organism: Morus notabilis
Lineage: Eukaryota; Viridiplantae; Streptophyta; Magnoliopsida; Rosales; Moraceae
Product: protein MARD1
Exons: 3
Coding region: 777-1688 (303 amino acids)
Source: RefSeq, a predicted model, not a curated record